This is a messenger RNA of Ceratina calcarata, 1943 nucleotides long. RefSeq lists its product as uncharacterized. Lineage: Eukaryota; Metazoa; Arthropoda; Insecta; Hymenoptera; Apidae. The transcript is spliced from 2 exons. The coding region runs from base 219 to 1013 and encodes 264 amino acids. The record is from RefSeq and is a predicted model, not a curated record.
UUCAAAGCGACCUCGCUUCUUUCUCACGUUCGUCUAUCGAAUCGAAGUUCGUCGAUUCCACCAGCUAUCGAUGCCAUGAUCGAUGCCACGGGACAUCGAUUGGGAGGCUUGGCUUGUGUUUGUGCUUGUGUUUGUAAUUAAUGUACCGUUUUGUAAGAAACAGCUUCUAAAUAUUUACAAUCCCAUGAAACGAAUUUGAAUCGAACACAAAUCACAAAAUGAAGAAGUCUCCGUUGAGUACCCCGAGCGGUAGCAAGAUCAGACAGAACUAUAGCUGGAAAUCGCGCGAUUACAAGAACAGAACAGGUUAUCAUUACGCUAACAAUAAGAGUGAUAGUUAUCAAUAUUCUGCGUCGAACGGUAGCCAGGCUUGUCAGUCAGGGAAUGAUUUUAUUCCCUUGAGCAUCAGUUCACCAUUGCCAGAGCAAAAGAGAUUGAACGAUAGUUGGCACAAUUCUGGAGGUGGAUACCGUAAUUCAUCUGGCAGUGGUGCGUUUAACCAUUACAGGAACAGUUAUCAUUCAACCCCAAAGUCCAAUUUCAAUAAUUCCUACUCUCCUUACAAGCUAUCUGGCAAACAGUUCUAUGGCCAGAAGAAGGGAUAUCACAAAGAUCCCAGAAAACAAGUUAACAUAUCAAAUUAUAUAGAUAUGAGAUCAUUUUUGGAGGAUCCUUGGGCAGAGUUAACAGAGAAACUUAAUAAAUCUAAGGAAACUGACGAGGACGAAUCUCUUGAGAUUGAUAGUAAAGCCCUAUCUAAUUUAGAUAGUUCCUGUCUUAGCCCGGAAUCUAAACUGGAAUCCUCCAUAGAUGUAACGUUGGGAUUGGACGAUACGGAUAUCAGUGAUAUCUCGAGAACUGAGAGUUCUAUAGAUUUGAAGUUAGACAGCGUGAAAGUUAGUCAAGAGUCGAAAGAUGACAGUUCUUCCAGUGUUAACAGUGAGGAUGCUAAUAACGAAACGAAUGUCAGUGAUAUUUGUUCUGGGACGAGUAUAAUUCGAGAUCUUGCGUAACAGUGAGAGAGAACGAUAGAUUUAAAGGAAUUAGUUUAGCGCUAUAGGGAAUAGUUCAUUUCGAGUUCUAUCAUACAUUAACAACUGUACAAAUAAUUGUAUGUUUGUACAUAGGCAAUGCAAAAUCCAUGGAGAUACUUGUUUCAAGCAUUUGAAACGGAGUACAUGGAUGGAAAGUAACAAAAAUUGUUUUUAGUUUCUAAACUAGAUCUAUUGCAGGAAUGUAUAUGAGAAUUUUAAAUUAUAUAUUUUCACAAGAGGGCUGUGAAAAAAUGUAGUUUGCAAGAGGAAUGAUUCUACGUGUGCAAUUAUUUGAUAUGUACUAGGUAGAGUAUAUAUAUAUGGGAACACUAAACACCAAUUUCUUCAUUAAGCAAUUAUUGUGAAAUUAUAUUAAAAAAAAAUUGUCAGCUACAUCGAUUUUAAUUUGAACUCUUAUGUUUUUACACGUAUGCAUGUUACGUAAAGAAUCAAUCAUGUAUACUGUAAGAUACGCAAUAGACGAACGUCUUCUGUUAUAAGCAAAUGUAGAAUUAGGAUUGAAUAAUCAUUAAUCAUGUGCAAACGUAAUCUCUAACGUAAAUCCACAGUAAUAAUUUCAUUAGCUUUAAUUAUCAUUAUGAUUUAUUAUUGGAUAGCGAGUAAUUGUAUCUUCUAAUUGAAAGAAUUUUUUGAAUGAACUAGAUUUGUACCUUAGAGACGAUAACAUCCUAAUAGGAAUGUUUAUCUCCAAUUUUUAUAGCACUUGAACGUGCUAACUCGAUGUACAAACGACAAUCUAGGUACAAAAUUUAUCAAACUUAAGACGUUGUCCUAAGCUCGUUUCGGACUUGUGAUUUUACAUGGUCUAGUAAUACAUAAUUGAUGUUUAAAGACAAUUGUACAAGAGGAAACUGUAAUUAUACGUAUAAACUAUAAUGGUAUAACGAA